Messenger RNA from Drosophila subobscura, 546 nucleotides. RefSeq names its product putative ATP synthase subunit f, mitochondrial (gene ATPsynF). The transcript has 3 exons. NCBI's taxonomy places the organism in Eukaryota, Metazoa, Arthropoda, Insecta, Diptera, Drosophilidae. Gene Ontology annotation, biological process: proton motive force-driven mitochondrial ATP synthesis. The coding region runs from base 40 to 363 and encodes 107 amino acids. The record is from RefSeq and is a predicted model, not a curated record. Gene Ontology annotation, molecular function: proton-transporting ATP synthase activity, rotational mechanism.
GACAGAAAGUCGAUUACAUUUCGAUUGUCACACUUCGAGAUGGCUUUCGGUGACUAUCCAGCUGAAUACAACCCCAAGGUGCAUGGGCCCUACGACCCUGCACGCUUCUACGGCAAAGCUGAUGUCCCAUUCGGACAGGUGAAAUUGGGCGAGUUGGGCUCCUGGUUCGGUCGCCGCAACAAGACACCCAACGCCAUGGCUGGAGCCAUCAGCCGUGCCUGGUGGCGCUGGCAGCACAAGUACGUUUUCCCCAAGCGUGCUGGCAUUGCACCCUUUUUCCAGCUGACCGUGGCCAGCAUGACGUUCUUCUACGUGAUCAACUACACCAAAUUGAAGCACCACAGGAACUACAAGUACCACUAAACCCUGAUGACUUCGGUUCCAGCGGCGAUGGUGUGCACUUUAUUUGUUCUACAACCUUCAAACAUUGCGAUUCACGUUCAAUAUAGAGUGCGGGAGGUGGGCUGACACUACAUAAUACUAGUACAUUUGGCUUUUGUGUUUUCAAAACCGCUUAAGUGAAUAAAACGGCUGCGAAUAACAGUG